AUGGAUGCUAAUCAGUCACCCCUGAGCACCUCCGACACUACCUCCUGCUUCACGCCAUAUCCCGCAGACUCCCGGAAACGGAAGCGGUCUCUGGCUGGCUCCCAGCCCCCUCGUGAAUAUGGAUUGAUGCGAGACUCUGGCGAGCAUGGCGUUGCUCGUUUCGUCGGCAGCGGGAGCGGCAUUCACUAUAUACGCGCAGUCUAUCUGAGGCUUGCCCGCAAGUCAGCUUCCAGGACAUCCCAAACCAACACGGCUGCCGUCAACACCUUGGUCCCAGGAGAAGACGAUCAGCUCCGACAAUCACCUUCAGACAACUUCGAUACCAGAAAGCCGAUUUGGAAGCCCCACGAGGUUUCAUCUGUCCCAUUGACCGACUCCCAAUCUCCGAGCUUCGAGUCCUUGAUUGACUGGUCCAAGAGUUUUUUCGAAUCCUGGCAUCCCAUCUUGCCAUUCCUCCAUGGCCCAGAUGUCCUCCACAUAUUCGAAGAAGCCUCUUCCAAAGGGGUGGCGUCACUAUCUGUAUUAGACUACAACAUCCUGAGAUCGGUACUGUCUAUUUCUCUAGCAGACAGCCGCCAAGGAACGCCCUUAUCAAACCCAAUCCCCUCCCAUCUCGUCUUCCAAAGCGUUGAAGAAGCAGUGACCAGCUCUCAAUUCGCUCUCAGCCAACCAGCAUCAAUCCGCGCAACACAGGCAGCACUCUCCAUCCAGCUCUUUCUCACGUCCAUGCUAUACCUGAACGCUGCUUCGCGACUAGGCGGCUUGAUUGUGCGAAUGGCGUUUCACCUUGGGCUCCAUCGAUGCCCGGCACGCUUUGGCUUCUUCGGUCCAGAGGACGCGUCCAUCAGGCGCCGGGUCUUAUGGUGCAUUUACAUCCUGGAAAGGUUUCUCUGUCAGUCUCUUGGACUCCCAUUAGACAUCCGAGAUGACGACCUCGACGUCUGUUAUCCAGGAGAGGAGCGUCACGGCGUCCCGGGAGCAAACAAUGACGGAGUGGAAAGACUCCAGCUUCUUACGCUUCUAGCAAAACACGCUCGAAUACGAGGUUUGAUACUUGAACUGCGGAACAAAUCUGUCCAGCAGCGACAGGAAACUGCGGACAAAACAGCCGUUGUUCAGAUAGAGUUGGCCAGAUGGGCCAACGAGAUCCAAGAUGUGGAGGAAGAGGAAGAGGAGGAGCUUGAUGCCGUGGAGGCAUCCGAUAAGCCGGGUCAUCGUCCCAAAUUAUCCCCCAGCCACCGUCUCAUGCUCUUGGUUCUGAAGCACGAGUCUACGAUAUGCUUGAACCGCCCCGCGCUGGCCUCUGAACCCUCUCUGCCGUCAUACUCCUCGGCCUUCCAGUCUUGCAUUUCCGCAGCAAAGUCCAUCUGUAGUAUUUUCAAUCGGCACAAACGCAAGUAUAAAUUGGCAAACGGCGAGUCUGGAAAACGGCUAGGCCUGCCUUUACUUUGGCCUUCAUUCACCUGGUCGAUCUGGAUUAGCGCUUUUGUUCUCCUGCACGCGACCUUUGAGAAUCAGGUUCCGCUGAGUAGGGCGAUGAGGCAUGCGAUGGCGGGAAAGGAGACUCUCAGCCAUCUGGCGACGCGACAAACGGCAUGGCCAGAGUAUUGCCUCGAGGCCAUUGACGAGCUGCUCUCGGCGGUGCAGGAAAUGUCGCACCCUCAUCCCCCAGCGAUCGGGGAUCUACCGCCCACCGUUCCCUCCCACCAGGGACGCAUCGACAAGGCCCCCUCCCAGCCAGCAUCUCUUGGUCCGCGAAGCAAACGACCUGCCUCGGGCGCCAGGUGGAACAUGUCAAGCGGCGUGCCAGACGGCAGCGGUGCGCGACACAGUUUCCACGAGAGCCAAGGCACGGGUGAGGUUCACGAGCCAAAUCACGGCACAGUCUCAUUGUCAGAGCCCAGUAUUUCGCCGCCACAGCCAGGUCCUCCCGAGUCUCAGGGAUCGUUGCAGCCGCGGACACAUAUAGCUCCGGGCGUCAGUUACAGCAUCAACACCCCUAAUUCCAAUCGUUUUGACGUCUUUAAUCCGGGCAUUACUGAUACCUUGGGUGACUCUGCCGCUACCGGCCCUCUUGAGGGGCAAGAUUCUCUGAUCUGGUAUGAUCAGCUGUUUGCCAGCUCUUUUAAUGCUAUUGAUAACCCAUUCUUGGUGGCAUCGGAUUUUUAA
Messenger RNA from Clonostachys rhizophaga, 2169 nucleotides. The record is from the annotation of a GenBank genome assembly. NCBI's taxonomy places the organism in Eukaryota, Fungi, Ascomycota, Sordariomycetes, Hypocreales, Bionectriaceae.